Molecule: messenger RNA, 2520 nt
Organism: Xyrauchen texanus (razorback sucker)
Lineage: Eukaryota; Metazoa; Chordata; Actinopteri; Cypriniformes; Catostomidae
Product: aldehyde dehydrogenase, mitochondrial-like
Exons: 17
Coding region: 62-1621 (519 amino acids)
Molecular function (GO): aldehyde dehydrogenase (NAD+) activity
Source: RefSeq, a predicted model, not a curated record
CUGACACGAAUAUUUACGAACCAUUUCCUUUUUCAAUUCCGAGUUCAACACUGCGUUGAAAAUGCUGCGUACUGUUGUUUUCCGAACUUUUUCGCAAGUUUAUCGCAUCUCAACAUUCAAUCAUUCAACGAUUCCUGCACCAAACACUAACCCAAACGUUUACUACAACAAGAUCUUCAUUAAUAAUGAGUGGCAUGAUGCAGUAAGCAAGAAAACUUUUCCAACCAUCAAUCCAGCUACUGUUGAAGUUAUCAGCCAAGUGGCAGAGGGGGAUAAGGCGGAUGUGGAGAAAGCUGUCAAGGCAGCAAGAGAUGCCUUUAAACUUGGAUCUCCAUGGCGACGCAUGGAUGCAUCAUUUCGUGGACUGCUGUUGAGCCGCUUAGCAGACUGCAUGGAGAGAGAUGCUGCCUAUUUAGCCGAACUAGAGACUCUUGACAAUGGAAAACCAUAUGCAGUCUCCUAUAGUGUGGACGUGCCUAUGGCGGUCAAAACCCUGAGAAGGGUGGCGGGCUUCUCCCUUAGAGAUAGGGUGAGGAGCUCAGUCAUCCCUCCAAUUGACUUGGAAUUUGGCACACUUACCCAUAACACUCCAGUGAGUGUAUGUGGGCAAGAACUUCCUUGGAACUUCCCUUUGGUGAUGCAGUCUUGGAAGCUAGGCCCUGCCCUGGCUACAGGAAACACAGUGGUGAUGAAGGUGGCAGAGCAGACACCUCUCACUGCCCUCUAUGUUGCCAGCCUGAUCAAGGAGGUGGGUUUCCCAGCUGGUGUUGUCAACAUUAUACCGGGAAUGGGUCCCACAGCAGGGGCAGCCAUUGCCUCUCACAUGGAUGUAGACAAAGUAGCAUUUACUGGCUCCACUGGCGUAGGUCACCUCAUCCAGCAAGCCUCAGGUACCAGUAAUCUGAAGAACGUUACCCUGGAGUUGGGUGGCAAGAGUCCAAACAUCAUUUUAUCAGAUGCAAAUAUGGAAGAGGCUGUGGAGCAGUCCCAUUUAGCCCUCUUUUUCAACCAGGGCCAGUGCUGUUGUGCAGGAUCUCGUACCUAUGUACAGGAGAGUGUCUACGAUGAGUUUGUAGAACGAAGUGUGGAGAGAGCCAAGAAGAGAGUUGUGGGAGAUCCCUUUGACUUGAAAACAGAGCAGGGACCCCAGGUUGAUGAAGAACAGUUCCACAAGAUUCUUGGCUACAUCAGCAGUGGAAAGAGAGAGGGUGCUAAGCUCAUGUGCGGUGGUGGGAUGGCAGCUGAACGUGGUUACUUUAUCCAACCUACUGUCUUUGGGGAUGUUCAAGAUGACAUGACAAUUGCUCAAGAGGAGAUUUUUGGGCCAGUGAUGCAAAUCCUGAAGUUUAAGUCUUUAGAGGAGGUUCUUGAGAGAGCCAAUAAUAGCAAAUAUGGGCUUGCAGCUGCUGUUUUCACCAAAGACAUUGACAAGGCCCAUUAUAUCUCUAGUGGCCUGCGUGCUGGCACUGUCUGGAUUAAUUGCUAUGACGUGUUUGAAGUUCAGGCUCCUUUUGGAGGCUAUAAGGCCUCAGGAAUUGGUCGUGAGUUGGGACAAUAUGGACUAAACAACUACACAGAAGUCAAAACGGUAACAAUUAAGGUUCCUCAGAAAAACUCAUAAAUGGAUGUUCAAAAAUGGAAUUAAUUUACAGAAGCUGCCAUCUAAUAGCAAGAUCUGUCCCAUGCAUUAUUGGAAUAUAUUAGUCUGACUCUCUUUUAAUAACACACUAAGUAAUAUGUUUAUGAGUAAAGUUACUUCAUUGAAAUGUAUGCAUUGAUUUUCUAACAAGCAAAUUCAAGCAUUGUACAACAUGUAUUUGUACGUAAAAAUUACUUUAAUAAAUGCUGCAUAGGGUAUUGAUGUUCUGUUCUAUUAAUUUCCUGUCUUAUGAAUGAAUGUGAUAUUUUUGUCUCUUUUGAUUUCUCUUUUUGUAAAAACAUACAGGAAAAAUAAAAGAAUAUCAAACAAUAACAUGUAUUGUUGGUUAUAAAUUAUCAAUUUAAAAUAACAUUACACAACCACUCAUCGAAUUGGAUUGUGGCCCAGUUUCAAGAAAACCCUUAUAUUAAGAAAACCUUUUGUUAUGAUUGCAAAGCUAUUGUCAAUAAGAGUUUUCUUGCAUAUGACUGCUGAUGUUUAGUAAAACACUGUUUGAAUCACUUAACUUGUCUGUGUUCAUUCAUCACUGCUAAGAGCUUGUGGUGGGGAUUUUGAUUCAUCCCAGUGACAAGUCUUUUGAAUGUGUUCAUCCAAAAGAUUGGUUCAGAUUUUGUUCACUGAUGCAUUAAUAAACAGUUAUGUUGAUUACAUCAUUAGUCCAGUAGGAGGCAACAAAUGAUUGUUUUAAUGAGAACAAAUCACUGGAAAACAAAAGCAUUUCUGUUAAGAAGGUUGAUGUGCUUGUACAUAAAAUCCUUUUAUUUUUUUUAUUUUUUUACUGUUGACCUUUGAACAAUGUAGUCAUCUGAAAUAUGAACAGUUUUGUUAACAACUGCAAAAAUGUAAAUAAUAAAUAUUAC